AUGUUGCAGAGACCUAGACGCCGUUGCGAAGGCACAGCCAUGGGCGCUAUCGUUCUCGAUCUCCGUCCCGGUCUCGGAAUCGGUCCUUUCUCCCUCGGGAUGCCUAUAUGUGAAGCAUUUGCUCAGAUAGAGCAGCAACCUAACUUAUAUGAUGUGGUGCACGUGAAGUAUUUUGACGAGGAACCUCUGAAGUUGGAUAUUGUUAUUAGCUUUCCUGAUCAUGGUUUUCAUCUUCGUUUUGAUCCUUGGUCACAGAGACUACGGCUUAUUGAAAUAUUUGAUGUAAAGCGGCUUCAAAUGCGCUAUUCUACCUCUCUGAUUGGGGGACCAGCCACUCUAGCUACUUUUGUUGCCGUAUAUGCACUGUUUGGGCCCACAUACCCUGGAAUUUUCGACAAGGAUAGAUGCAUCUACACGCUUUUUUACCCGGGGCUUUCCUUUGCGUUUCCUAUUCCGGGUCAGUUUACAGACUGCUGUCAUGAUGGGGGAGUGGAAUUGCCGUUGGAGUUUCCAGAUGGGACAACCCCAGUUACAUGUCGUGUUUCUAUUUAUGAUAGUUCCUCUGGUAAGAAGGUCGGUGUGGGGUCCUUAAUGGAUAAGGCUUCUGCUCCUCCAUUACCUACUGGCAGCAUUUACAUGGAAGAGGUUCACGUUAAGCUUGGGGAAGAAUUGUACUUCACUGUUGGCUCCCAGCACAUUCCAUUUGGUGCAUCCCCACAGGAUGUGUGGACUGAGCUAGGACGUCCCUGUGGUAUUCAUCAAAAGCAGGUAGAUCAAAUGGUUAUACAUUCUGCCUCUGAUCUUCGGCCACGGACAACUAUCUGUGGAGAUUACUUUUAUAAUUAUUUUACCCGUGGUCUGGACAUCUUAUUUGAUGGGCAGACUCACAAAAUCAAAAAGUUUGUGUUACACACUAACUACCCCGGUCACGCCGAUUUUAAUUCAUACAUGAAGUGCAAUUUUGUUAUCUAUUGCUCAGAUGCUGGUGGAGGAUCUUUUCAGGAUGUAAAUAAUAGCAAACAGAGGGUCAUUACACCUAGCACAAAGUGGGAACAAGUGAAGGAAAUACUUGGGGAUUGUGGGCGAGCUGCUAUUCAAACACAAGGUUCUGCCAGUAACCCAUUUGGUUCUACUCUUGUAUAUGGUUAUCAAAAUAUUGCUUUUGAGCAGGUGAUGAAGAAUGGUUAUAUUGCAACAAUAACUCUCUUCCAGUCAUGA
Messenger RNA from Vicia faba (fava bean), 1218 nucleotides. The record is from the annotation of a GenBank genome assembly. Lineage: Eukaryota; Viridiplantae; Streptophyta; Magnoliopsida; Fabales; Fabaceae.